This is a messenger RNA of Gavia stellata (red-throated loon), 1499 nucleotides long. RefSeq names its product opsin 3 (gene OPN3). Gene Ontology annotation, molecular function: G protein-coupled receptor activity. Gene Ontology annotation, cellular component: photoreceptor outer segment; membrane. Lineage: Eukaryota; Metazoa; Chordata; Aves; Gaviiformes; Gaviidae. The record is from RefSeq and is a predicted model, not a curated record. Gene Ontology annotation, biological process: visual perception; G protein-coupled receptor signaling pathway. The transcript has 4 exons. The coding region runs from base 1 to 1188 and encodes 395 amino acids.
AUGCACUCGGGGAACAGCACGGGCACGACAAGCCGCACGGAGCCGGCGGCAGCGGAGCAGGAGGUGCCGGGCGAGCGGCCCCUCUUCAGCGCCGGCACUUACGAGCUGCUGGCGCUGCUUGUCGCCACCAUCGGCGUGAUGGGCUUGUGCAACAACUUGCUGGUGCUGGUGCUCUACUACAAAUUCAAGCGGCUCCGCACGCCCACGAACCUCUUCCUCGUCAACAUCAGCCUCAGCGACCUGCUGGUGUCCGUCUUCGGCGUCAGCCUUACCUUCAUGUCCUGCCUGAGGAGCCGCUGGGUGUGGGACGCCGCCGGCUGCGUCUGGGACGGCUUCAGCAACAGCCUCUUCGGAAUUGUUUCAAUUAUGACUCUCACUGUUCUUGCCUAUGAACGCUACAUUCGAGUAGUCCAUGCAAAAGUGAUUGACUUCUCUUGGUCUUGGCGAGCUAUCACAUACAUCUGGCUUUACUCAUUAGCCUGGACUGGAGCACCUCUUUUGGGCUGGAACAGAUACACACUGGAAAUUCAUGGAUUAGGUUGCUCAGUGGACUGGAAGUCAAAAGACCCCAAUGAUACCUCCUUUGUGCUCCUUUUUUUCCUUGGCUGUCUGGUAGCACCUGUUGGGAUUAUGGCCUAUUGCUAUGGCCAUAUUCUAUAUGCAGUAAGAAUGCUUCAUUGUGUGGAAGAUUUCCAGACUGUUCAAGUGGUCAAACUUCUAAAAUAUGAAAAGAAGGUGGCUAAAAUGUGUUUCUUAAUGAUCUCCACGUUCCUUAUUUGUUGGAUGCCCUAUGCAGUGGUCUCCCUCCUGGUAACAUAUGGCUAUAGCAACCUUGUAACUCCAACAGUAGCUAUCAUCCCAUCUUUCUUUGCCAAGUCAAGCACUGCUUAUAAUCCAGUCAUUUAUAUCUUUAUGAGUAGAAAGUUUCGACGAUGCCUUUUGCAACUCCUGUGCUUUCGCCUGAUGAGACUCCAGAGGACUGUGAAAGAGACACCAGCAACAGGGAAUGACAAACCAAUACGACCAAUAGUUAUGUCUCAGAAAGCAGGGGACAGGCCAAAGAAGAAAGUGACUUUCAGCUCUUCCUCUAUCAUUUUUAUUAUCACCAGUGAUGACACUCAGAAAAUAGAUGACAACAGUAAACACGAUGGGACAAAAGUAAAUGUCAUCCAAGUAAAGCCACUAUAGGGAUGAGUUAAAGAGACAUGAGAAUGCGAUGGACUUCAGCCAGUAGACUGUUUAGAUUGGAGACCAGUUUCAGCGGUGGUGUCUGUGGGCUGCCAAAGGAAACCACAUUCUUAAGCUGUGAAAUACUGAAGGGAUUCUGCAUCUUAAGCUCUGCAGGCAGUUUAGUUUUGGUCACAGUACUGAAAUCUCUGCACCUGUGCCAAAAUUGCUGAUGGAUGUCUUUACUCCGAAUUUUCUUAAAGCAUAUUGUAGGAUUGCCAUUCAGGAGAACUUGGUCAGGCUGGAGGAAUACGCUGACAGAAAUGUUACAA